AUGUUCAGCACCUUCACCGCAGCUCCGGCUGCCGCGAGCGUGGAUCCCAGUGCAAACUCCGGAUCUCCUUCUGGAAGUCACACAGGCCUCCGCCGUCCUGGUGCGUCCAGCAACCUCCCAGCCAGGACAAAGCCGAAACGCAGCCAGGUCUCCCGGGCUUGUGACUGGUGUCGUGUCCAUCGCAUCAAGUGUGACAACGCGUACCCAUGUCAUAACUGUCAGGCUCGUGGCGGUCAGUGCAGCAACAAAGGAUCACCGCAAGUCCGUACCCUCCCCCAGGCCUUCAGGGAGAUUGAGAAACUCCGGCAGAGAGUCAGAGAGUUGGAGGAGGAGUUGGGCAACUCCCGUUCGGCUGCUGCUGCUGCUGCCGCUGCUGACCAACAUCAACUUGAGCAUGCCUCGCCGCAGCUGGUGCCCAAGGAGCUCCAGGAUGGGCUAAUCAAUACGUCAGCCUCAUUGGCCGACUCUGCCCCAAGCCGGAGCCCACAGUCCUCUGGGCCGAGGCGAUAUUGGGAAGGCGUACAUGCCAGUCCCAAUAACAGCCAUGCGAAGCAGUUCUUUGGCCCGUCAUCGCUGCUCUACUUCAUAAAGCGGAUGGAGGACUUCUUGGCAACGACUCUGCAGCAGCCAGUGCGUGACCAACCCAUCUGGUUCAACUCGGCGAGCAAGUCGUUCGCAAGUCCCUUCCCUGAGCGAGCAAACGAGUUUGCAGAACCGCCGGCUGAGACCGCGGGCCGGGGAAAUCAUGGGCUCCACGUGAGCGACCACGAGCAGUACCUGAACACAACUCAGGAGGAGUUCUUCCUUAACCUCUUCUGGCAGUCGUACCACAGUAGUAUGCAGAUUAUCGACGAGACUGCGUUCCGAGAGCAUUACAAGUCUCUCUGUGACGUUCCUGGUAGGAGUAGAAGACCGUCGGCGCUCGUCGAUAUAAUCGUCGCCAUUUGCAUGCAGUAUGGUAUCGCCUUGCUUCCUCCACAAGAGGGCGGCGCUGGCGGCUCAGAACGUGCUUCAGAAAGCGCCAAAAACUUAGAACAAGCCGGUGUCCCUGAUGUGGUUGUGGGUAUCGAUGAUGCCACGAUCGCGGGACGCUGGCAUUACUUUCGUUGUCAGGCGCUGCUGACAGCCGAGCUGGAGAGCCCAACCAUCACGACUCUGCAGUGUCACAUCUUCUCCGUGAUCUACCUCUGCAAUGCUUCGUUCCAGACCACUGCACACAGCACGUUGGGGCUUGCUGUACGGACGGCUCAGAUUCUGGGGUUGCAUCUUGAGCCGUCCGAGGACACGCCACAUGUCGAUCGUGAGCUGCGCAAGCGCAUCUGGUGGACGCUUCAGACUGUCGAGAUCAAGACAUGUAUGAAGCUCGGACGGCCCCUGAUGACUUCUUCGCCCCCAGAGAUGUGCUCCCUGCCGUCAGACGACUAUCAGCUCGCAUUGCUGUCCAGCAGCACAACUAGUGUGGAUGGUGGUGUAACGUGGUUGACGUACUCGGUGCAGAACACCAAGCUGGUCCUUGCCGCCCGUGCGACACACGUUGCGUUCUUUGACAGGUGUGACGAGCUACUUACAAGGCACGACUGCGCAACAAUAUAUGAAAAUGACAUAGUACAGGAGGAAUGUGCCGAGUUCCUGCAGGCUUACCUUCGGGGGACCCACGGCCUGCAGACAUGGCUCCAGGCAGUCCCAGAGGGCCUAAAGUCUAGACGCAAGGACGGUGGUGAGGCUUACUCGACCGACUGCUCUGCACUCGAGGUGGAGCGUUUCGCACCGACCUGGCUUCAGCGCCACCGCCUACUUCUCGAACUGCUAUACCACAACCUGUCGAUGAAUCUCUUCAGGCCCUUUAUCACUUUCCCCUCAGCCCAACACUGCCAACUGAGCUCCACACCCUCUGCUCCCUCAUCUCUGACCUCACCCGCUGGCGCGCCUCUGUCCUUGGCCUUCGCGAACAGGGCGACGCCACUUUCAGAUCAGAAUGCCAAAUCUUGUGUCAGACACGCCAUCGCGCUGACCACCAUGAUCCAUGAGGCUCUCAGGAAUACCGAGCUUCUGGGAGGGUGGCACGAGGCGUUUCAAUGGCAGUGGAACGCUGCUGUGGCGCUCAUCGGAUUCAUCUUCUCGGACUCCGGGUCAGAACUUUAUCAGGACGCCCGUCGGGCUAUUGACCAUGCCAUUGAGGUGUUUGGCAUUUUCGGGAGACAUUUUGCCGUCGGUACGAGUGCCGCCAGCGUGACGCGCGAUUUAGCUGCCACGGCCGAUCGCUUGCUCAGUCUACCAUUGCAAGCACGAGCGGAAGAUGGUAGAAGCGCCGACGGAGGGCUGAGUGGUGAUGAGGGCUUCGUUCCGACGUUUGUCGGCAGCGGUGGCAUGAGCUCCAGCAGUGCAGAGGAGUCGCAGAGUGUUAGCCCAAACUUGGGCGGUAUCAUGGGACUGGGGCCCAAGGAGAUUAAAUCGACAGGGUCGGUUCUCGAUAUGGCCAUGGGGAAUGAUGACGCCGUGAGGAGCCUGCUGGACGGCACAAUGAACAUGGCUUACGGGGUGGAUUCUUUUGGGGGCUUUGAAUUUUCAUUUCCCGAGGCUGCUCAUUUCUUCGAGGGCUGGACCAACUACAGCACAGGAACCGGGAAUACAUAA
Messenger RNA from Diaporthe amygdali, 2634 nucleotides. RefSeq lists its product as uncharacterized. Gene Ontology annotation, molecular function: zinc ion binding; RNA polymerase II cis-regulatory region sequence-specific DNA binding; DNA-binding transcription factor activity, RNA polymerase II-specific. The record is from RefSeq and is a predicted model, not a curated record. Bases 1 to 2634 code for a protein of 877 amino acids. The transcript is spliced from 2 exons. Lineage: Eukaryota; Fungi; Ascomycota; Sordariomycetes; Diaporthales; Diaporthaceae. Gene Ontology annotation, cellular component: nucleus. Gene Ontology annotation, biological process: positive regulation of transcription from RNA polymerase II promoter by galactose; DNA-templated transcription.